Molecule: messenger RNA, 2600 nt
Organism: Arvicanthis niloticus (Nile rat)
Lineage: Eukaryota; Metazoa; Chordata; Mammalia; Rodentia; Muridae
Gene: Mxi1
Product: MAX interactor 1, dimerization protein
Biological process (GO): regulation of transcription by RNA polymerase II
Molecular function (GO): protein dimerization activity; RNA polymerase II cis-regulatory region sequence-specific DNA binding; DNA-binding transcription factor activity, RNA polymerase II-specific
Source: RefSeq, a predicted model, not a curated record
ACACACACUCACACUCACAACCGCACGCAGCGAGGCUCGGGAAGUCAGGCCGGCUCCUUGCCCCGGUGCUUCGGUGACUCCAGCAGGCCGGGUGUCCCAGGGGGCCCGCAGCUCGGCCCGCCGCACAGCCCGGGAGCAGGAGCAGCUCGGCGGACCCCCGUGCCUCCAUGGGCAAACGCGGGCGGCCGCGCAAGGAGGCGCGCUGCGAGGGCGCGGGGCUGGUCCCCGUCGCGCCCCUGGCCAUGCCCCCGGCCGCGGCCGCGCCCCAGCCCCCGGCGCAGCCCGAGGAGCCGGCGGGGGCCAAGCCCCGGUGCCCCUUUUCGGACAUUUUCAACACCAGCGAGAACUCGAUGGAGAAGCACAUCAACACUUUUCUGCAGAACGUGCAGAUUCUGCUCGAGGCAGCCAGCUACCUGGAGCAGAUCGAGAAAGAAAACAAAAAGUGUGAACAUGGCUACGCCUCAUCAUUCCCCUCCGUGCCGAGCCCCCGGCUACAGCAUUCGAAGCCCCCACGGAGGUUGAGCCGGGCACAGAAACACAGCAGCGGGAGCAGCAACACCAGCACUGCCAACAGAUCUACACACAAUGAGUUGGAAAAGAACCGACGAGCUCACCUUCGCCUGUGUUUAGAACGCUUAAAAGUUCUGAUCCCGCUGGGCCCAGACUGCACCAGGCACACGACACUCGGUUUGCUCAACAAAGCCAAAGCACACAUCAAGAAACUUGAAGAAGCUGAAAGGAAGAGCCAGCACCAGCUUGAGAACUUGGAACGAGAACAGAGAUUUUUAAAGCGGCGACUGGAACAGCUGCAGGGUCCUCAGGAGAUGGAGCGGAUACGAAUGGACAGCAUUGGAUCAACCAUCUCUUCAGAUCGUUCCGAUUCAGAGCGAGAGGAGAUGGAAGUGGAUGUUGAAGGCACAGAGUUCUCCCAUGGAGAAGUGGACAGCAUCAGUACCACCAGCAUCAGUGACAUUGACGACCACAGUAGCCUGCAGAGUAUUGGGAGUGACGAGGGUUACUCCAGUGCCAGUGUCAAACUCUCCUUCACGUCCUAGAACCCAGCAUGACACGACAGUGCAGGGCGAAGCACUCACUGGGCCAAUUCAAUACCAUCUCUCAAAUUGGGUUCAUGAUGCAGUCUCUUAAAACUAAAAACUAUACUUGAACAAAAGGGUCAGAAGACCUGUAUUUAAGCAAAUACUUAACAAAAAGUGGGGUAGAGCCUCCCCGGUAGAACAAAUAUUCCUCUGUUUGGAAAGAACACAGUUUCUAACAGCGGCAAACACGCGUGCGAUUAUCUUGAGUUGACUUGGUUGACUUAAGAGACAACGGAGACUUCAUUCUCCUGUUCUAGUUUGCUCACUCUGUGUUGAGCAGACAUUUAAGGAUAGGGUUAUGAACCCUUCCUGAGCUUCUUGGCCCUAGAAACAAAAUCAAACUUAGAGUAAGGAAAAGACAGGAUAAUCAGGCAUUAAUCUUAGAUAGCUAAAGAGCUAUUAAAACUCAGCCUCUGUUUAUCAUGAAGCCUGUGGAUGAUCAAUUCUUUUUUUAAAAAAAAUGAAUUUUUAAAAAGCUCAUAUCGUGCUCUACAAAAGGAGAGACUCCCAUGAAGCCUUUUGAAAGGGAUCACCAUGCAGCUCAGCUUUCUGUUGGAUUCCAUGCUAAGCCAGCUAACCUUACCUGCAUUGUUAGCACUAGAGCAGCCAACCACCCGCUCGCCCACCACCCUUCGGCAACGUAGGGGCAGCCCAUGCAUGACAGCCUGAAUCACAGGAGGAAAAGCUCAGUGGGCCUCGGUGUCUACGUGGGUGGAUCUGAGGAGCUGUGCACGCAAUAUAGCAGGCCAAGGUCUGAGCCACCGCAGCGUUUUUAUUUGAGAUUUUGAUAACUGUUUGUAUGUGUUGAAAACCAAAAUGACAUCUUUUUAAAGCUUGUCCAUAAGUAAACAUAGAUGUCUUUUAUAGUGGAAUAACCACGUGGGGAAAUCAUCUAUUUUGAUGCAGCAUUUGAUAACGAUAAACACCUCACGCCUCACUCUUCACAGUAUGCAGGACUGAGGUCUGGGCUGGGUAGACGGAGGUCAAUGCUGUUUUUGUUUUCUUUAGGACCACUCCCCUUUACCAGCUUUUAACCGUCUGAUAUCCAUAGUAGGCACGCUACCCUAGUUAACAUAGUUACGUUCAGCACUUCUCAUUUAAUGUAAAGAUUCACAUUUCUACAGGCAUUUCCCCCAGUCCCACUGUGCAGGUGCUAUUGUUGCUCUGACAAAUACCUUCACAAAUGUUACCUUCUAAGUGACUUUCUAGCCUGCACUCUGACGUCAUGUGCUCCCUCUGUCUUUCAAACUCUGUGGUUUUCCCUCAGGGCCACUGCUUUGCCCUUGGGAAGCCUUUCUGGAGACCUUACCCCAAGCUGUUUGGACUUUGUAUUCUUUAAAUAAUUUAACUACCCUUAAUUACUUAAAAAAAAAAGCUUUAUGAUUUUCAUAACUUAUUGCUGAUUUUAAUGGGUUGUUAAUUUCAGUCCUGUAGUUUUAUUUUAUGUUUAGAUAGGGCUGGGCAAGGAAAAAGAAAAUAAAAACAACCAUAUUUAGCAGUGCA